This is a messenger RNA of Vigna umbellata (rice bean), 2207 nucleotides long. The record is from RefSeq and is a predicted model, not a curated record. NCBI's taxonomy places the organism in Eukaryota, Viridiplantae, Streptophyta, Magnoliopsida, Fabales, Fabaceae.
UUCUCUCUCUCUAAAAGCUUUAUAUCCUUCACUUCACACUCCACUUCAUACAUCACAAGUAUUUUUCUCUUCAAUUUUCUUCUCAUUGUAUGUCACUUGGAAUUUUGUACAACUACACGUUCUUCUAGGCGCGACCUUUCAUAGUUUGCAAUUAAACAAACUAUCGUGACCACAUAGAUUCCUGUUCAAUAAGAUUUAUGGUGGGAGAGAACUAAUCAUUGGACCCAGAAGCAAGUUGCGGAGAAAGUUUGAAUUUUGACGAGAUUGUGAAUGUGGGAAUGGAAGCACGGAUGAGAAAGUUCCGACAAUUGAGUCCAGAGAGGGCCAAAGUGUGGACGGAAAAGUCCCCAAAGUACUAUCAGAAUCGGAAGGUGCCGGUCGUUUACUAUCUUUGCAGGAAUAGGCAGUUAGAACAUCCUCAUUUCAUGGAGGUUCCUCUUUCAUCCCCUGAUGGGUUGCUUCUGAGAGAUGUGAUUGAGAGACUAAACGCCUUGAGAGGUAGAGGCAUGGCUUCUUUGUAUUCGUGGUCUUGUAAGAGAAGCUACAAAAACGGAUUCGUGUGGCAUGAUCUCUGUGAAGACGAUCUAAUUCUACCUGCUCAUGGAAAUGAGUAUGUCCUCAAAGGUUCUGAGCUAUUUUACGAAUCAAAUUCAGAACGUUUUGACCCUACUAGCACUGUGAAAACACAGAACCUGAAGCAGUUGCCAGAGCCUGUUUCUUGUAGGAGCCAUGAUGAGGCUUCCACCUCUUCCAGCAUGAAUGAGAAAGAUACAAGAAACUCCCAAGAAGAUGAUGAACUUUCGCCAAGACAACAAGCCGGUUCAUCUGACGUGUCUCCUCAGUCUAGAGCUGGAACAAGUGAUUCUCUUAGCUUACCAUUGACAGAAUACAAAAUCUACAAGACUGAUGGAUUGGCAGAUGCUUCAACUCAGACAGAAGAAAAUAUUGGCAAAACCGAAACCCAGAAAACGUGUACCAGGGGUGUAUCAACCGAGGAUGAUGGGUCAUUGGAUCAGGAAUGCCAUGAAAUAAGUGAUACUCAAGUGAAAGACAAUUCUGAAAUUGGUAGGGAUACUAUUUCUCCUCUCCCCUCAACUUCUAGUCCAUCAUCUUCUGGAGGGAAAACUGAGACUUUGGAGUCCCUUAUAAGAGCUGAUGUGAGUAAAAUGAACAGCUUUAGGAUCCUAGAAGAGGAGCGUAUUCGAAUGCAAACCAAUGCAAGGCUGAAAGCCUCAAGUCUACUAAUGCAACUGAUCUCAUGCGGGUCUAUAUCUGUGAAAAAUCAUAGUGUUGGCCUUAUUCCUUCUUACAAGACCAGGUUUUCCAAUUCCAAAUUCCCCUCCCCAUUGUUCUCAUCUUCUGUUAUGUUUGGGGAAUUUGACUGUCUAGCAGAGAAAACGAAGGUGAUGGGCCUCAAAUUGGAAGACAAAGAAUAUUAUAGUGGGAGCGUAGUGGAGUCUAAAGUACUGAAGGAAGAAGGUGGACAUAAUGUUGUUCUAAAACACUCUUCUUCUUACAAUGCUGAGAGGACAUCUACAGAGUUGAAAUCACAAGACACCGAGGAAUCAUCAUCCCCAGCAAAUUCAAAACGCAUGAUAUCUCCUGUUUCUGAUGGAUCAAGAAAUUCCAUGGAUAGAGCCAACGGUUCAGACAUAUCUUCAGCACCAUCUAAUGGAAGCAGCAAAAGAAUCACUGAAAAUUCAUCAGGGUCAGGGAGAAAGCAAUCUAAGAGGGUAGACUCAUUCAGAGAAGAGGAGAGGGUGAUCAAAAUUGAAGAAAGUUAAGUGUUGUCUUUAUUCAUUUGGUUGUUCUCAUAGUUUUCAGGUAUUGAUUGAUGAGUUUGAUUUAAUUCAACAGGCUUGCUUCUGGAGCUCGGGUUAUAAUCCAGUCUAAACCAUUUUGAGACACAGCUCUGAAAUAUUUUUGUUACAGAUGUUAGGCAGCUAGCAAAAACUGCUAGUUUACAAUUUUUGUUUGAAGGCAACAUGAUGGUGUAUAUCUAUGUCUGUCCAUGUGAUGUAUCCCUAAAUGAACAAAGUGAAAAUGUUGACAGAUUAUCGAGUGCAUGGGGAUUGGGGGGGCUAAUAGUGAAGGUGUGGUCCCAUGGUCUCCUAUUACAUCUUAUAGGGACACCACCUGAAAUCAAGUGAUUGCACAUUUUUUUGUCACUACACAUACUUAUAUAUAUGGUAUUAUUUUGGCCUGCA